Molecule: messenger RNA, 1281 nt
Organism: Arthroderma uncinatum
Lineage: Eukaryota; Fungi; Ascomycota; Eurotiomycetes; Onygenales; Arthrodermataceae
Product: anthranilate phosphoribosyltransferase
Exons: 2
Coding region: 1-1281 (426 amino acids)
Biological process (GO): L-tryptophan biosynthetic process
Cellular component (GO): cytosol
Molecular function (GO): anthranilate phosphoribosyltransferase activity
Source: RefSeq, a predicted model, not a curated record
AUGGACACAUCACAGCCCGAGACGGUCUCGAUAUCGCCGUUGCUCAAGAGUCUGGCGUAUCCGAAUACCUCGCAGAUCAAGGCCUCCGCAGGGGAUAUCGCUGCCGCUUUCGCACUCAUAUUCGAGGACAAGCUGUCUGUUAUCCAGACUGCGGCGUUGCUCACGCUCCUACAUUCGACAGGACUAGAUAAGAACCCCGAUGUCAUCGCUCAAUGCUCCCAUCGAAUGAGAGAAGCUGCCACGAAGACGGAAAAGGGCCCAUUGCUGGAUGUCCUCCAGAGACGGGGACGAAAGGAAGGAUCCUACAAUGGUGGACUGUGUGAUAUCGUCGGCACGGGCGGCGACCACCACUCCACGUUCAACAUCUCCACGACCUCCUCCAUCGUCGCCUCGCCGUUUCUCAUGACUGCUAAACACGGGAACCGGGCUCAAACCUCCUUCUCUGGAUCCGCGGACGUCCUCAUGCACAUCGCUCCCACCCCACCAAAGAUCGCAGCCGUCAACUCGGAGAACCUUGCCAAGGUCCUCGAACAGACCAAUUAUGCCUUCCUGUUCGCGCCCGUCUUCCAUCCUGGUAUGAUGUACGCCAACCCCGUCAGGAAAGGGCUGGGUUUGAGAACCAUAUUCAACCUUAUGGGACCCCUGGCCAACCCGGUAGACUGGGCCAUUGAAGCUCGAAUCGUGGGAGUCGCGUACCAGGCUCUUGGACCCGUGUUCGCCGAUGCCCUCCGCCUAAGCGGCGUGACCAAGGCGAUGGUGGUGUGCGGUGAAGAAGAUCUAGAUGAAAUAAGUUGCGCCGGCAAGACGAAUAUUUGGAGAAUCUUGGAGUGCGAUGAGUCCGAAGCCACUCCCGUGACAUUAACCCAGGCAUAUGACGAGGAAGGAAACGAACGUAAAUUGAAGCCAACCAAGAUCGAGAAGUUCUCGGUCGAAGCUGCGGACUUUGGUCUGCCUGCUCACCCACUGUCGGAAGUCGGAGGUGGUAAGGGCCCGCGUGAGAAUGCCCUGAAGUUGAUCAGCAUCCUACGCAAUGAGUUGCCUCGCGAUGACCCAGUCUUGCACUUUGUGUUGAUGAAUGUUGCGGGACUGCUGGUCAUUUCUGGUCUCUGCGAUGCUGACACUAGCAAUAUGGGCCCUGGAGAUGACGGCAAGGUGAUCACCGAGCGUGGACCUGGCGGGCUUAGAUGGAAAGAAGGUCUGAGGCGUGCUCGCUGGGCCAUCGAGAGCGGAGAGGCAUAUAAAUGUCUCGAGGCAUUCAUCAAAGUAUCCAACACGUUCUAG